Messenger RNA from Cyphellophora attinorum, 1551 nucleotides. RefSeq lists its product as uncharacterized. The transcript is spliced from 6 exons. The record is from RefSeq and is a predicted model, not a curated record. Bases 1 to 1551 code for a protein of 516 amino acids. NCBI's taxonomy places the organism in Eukaryota, Fungi, Ascomycota, Eurotiomycetes, Chaetothyriales, Cyphellophoraceae.
AUGGCUCUUCCACUGAAGGCCGAUGUGAGGCAGCUGCAGCCCACCCAGGAGUUUCAUGCUCAAGCCUACGACGACUCGUCAGACGAUGAGCAGCACUUCAUCUUCAACUGCGAUGAGGUUCGCAACAAGAUCAACGGCCUCUUACGUAGUGGCGAGUACAAGGUUACGCAAUUCCAGAAGGAAUUGGGCAUCAAUAGCAACUCGUAUGGUCGCUUCAUGAGUUACAAAGGUCCAUACACCGGCAGCGAUAAUCAGACCUAUGAAUUGGCUCAUAAAUUCUUUCGCAAGCGCCAGGAGCGGGGCAUCAAGACCAGCGCGCCAAAGACCGCACCAGCAAAGGACCUUCAGCACUUCGACGUGAGCGGCGUAGUGAUCCCAGGGGAAGACAACGAAGCAGUCGCCGUGUACGAUGAUUGCAAUGAGGUCAGACGUAAGAUCAAUGCUCAUCUGAAGGAACCGGGUGUCACACAGGCCAGCUUUUGUCGAGAGAUCGCCAAAUCAUUCCCUGUCGACGACAAGAAGAUUCAGAGUACGCAGCUCAGUGCGUUCCUGAAGAAGAAAGGCGAAGCAUCUGGGGCGGAGUCCUCUGUAUAUUACGGCGCAUAUGUUUUCUUUGAAAAGCUCCGCAUCAAGAAGGGCACCAAAAAGGGCAAGAAGCGAACCGAGGCCGAAGCAAGAUUUCCAGGAGGGCGCCCGCUGCGGGACAGUAGCAAGAUAUGGUUACCCCCAGCUGAAGCGGUAGAACAUAUCGCCGAGUAUAUGAAGUUGCUGGCUCAGUACGGCCAGGGUGCUGAGCAGCUCGUUCAGGAAUACCUUGCGCCAAGUCAGGCUCCGACAGAUCAGAGUCACGAGACCUCCCGCCGAGCACAAGAGCCAGUCCCUCAUAUACCAGCGAUGCAACCGACGCCCUAUCAGCCCGCACUGCUCUACGAUCAUCGCACGGAAGCAGAGAUCGGAGACAUCGUAAGCUGCGGAUUGCACUUCCUCAACGAAACACGCAGUAACACCAAGUACGGCGUCGACAAGAAGUUCUGUGCAAUGUUGAAAGACCCCUUCCCUCACAUCAAGAAGCCCUUUGCGCUCAAGGCGGGCGCCGAGAUCCCAAGAGAGAUCACCAACUACUUCGCGACCUUGUCCUUCCACGUCAACAAGUCGAUGACGAUAGUUUACAUAUGGCUUGAUCUGUAUGCUCGAUGUGAUAUCUAUAUCCCGUUUGCCCAAGUGUGCAAGAUCCAACUCCUUCUGUAUCGGCUCAUGGCAAGAGCGUUCAACGCCCGUGAGGGAGUGCCACUCUUCCAGCAGCCACCACAUUAUCAACAGCUACUUCUGAACGUCUGGCGAUCUGCAAGGCUUCUGCACAACUGGGCACAGACCGACGCUGGCAAAAAGCAGAUCGUCUCCAUGGAGCUGGCCGUCGAGAAGCAACGAUCAUCUAACGACAAUACCGCGCAGGCCAUGUUGGAGGAGAUGCAAUACCAAUCGUGGCUUCAUUACUUGGACGACGAUGCGAAUGGCGGUUGGCUGUCUAGGCUGGAUCAGCGUCGCCAGUAG